Molecule: messenger RNA, 1638 nt
Organism: Alternaria burnsii
Lineage: Eukaryota; Fungi; Ascomycota; Dothideomycetes; Pleosporales; Pleosporaceae
Product: transferase
Exons: 1
Coding region: 1-1638 (545 amino acids)
Source: RefSeq, a predicted model, not a curated record
AUGCCGCCCGAGGUGGAUGUCAAAGUCACGACAACGGAACGCGUAUUUCCCCAAAAGUCAAAGCAGCAUGAACACGUAGUCCCACUGUCGCUGCUGGACGCAACCACCGCUAACUUUGCUCUUACAAACGCUAUAUGGCUCUUCGAGCCCCUCGAUGAGCGGAAUGUAGCAAACGUCGCCGUGCACCUCCGCCAAACACUCAGCAUUGCGCUUACUUCGUAUCCUCAAUGGGCCGGCCAAUUGAAGUCCAUCACUGUCGUCGACGAUGUCUCGAUACCCGCUGAGGUGAGGGAGUUCCCAGCCCACGCCCGCCGCUUCGGCCGCGUUUACGCGCACUUCGGGGCCUCCGCAGACGUCGGUGUGGAGUUCGUCUCAGCAACGAGCUCUGCCACCACGGACUCACUCUAUCAAAUAGAGCGCGUCAAAACUCAGCCACUUUGGAAUCGCAAAGACGAUAAUCUCGGUAAAUUUGUGCCUGUUGUUGACAUUGCGCAUGCUCUACAACCCAACGAGCCCGAUGCCACGACGGGCUUGCGCAAGCCGAUCAUGGCUAUACAGUGCACCACGUUGUCAGACGGUGGUUUUGUCCUCGCUGCUAAAACGGCGCAUCCUUUCGCGGACAUCACGGGUCUCAUCCGCUUCGUCACGGACUGGGCGAGCGUGAGUACUGCCGUCAUCAAGGGCCUGACCGCCCCGACCUUGACUCCCGUCUUUGAGCCGGCGCGUUUGGACAACCUCGCUGCAGGAAACAUAAACGCCGAGGAGCCGGACCUGGCCAUUAUCAGUCGAGCGGAACGUCUGCCCUUGCACAGGUACGAUUGGUGGGCUGCACCAGGAAAUCCUCCCACGCCAUUUCUUGAUGCGGCCAAACUGGUGUCACCAGCAGGCAAGCCUAUGCCAUGGGCUGAGUGGAACUCUAAUGCGCCUGUUUCUGACUAUACCAUUCAUCUCAACACAAAGCAGGUCGAUUUUCUCUUCAACGAAGCUACAAAUGGUACUGACAGUAAUGGCCCGAGAAUCAGCAAGCAUGAUGCCGUGUUGGCACACAUCUGGUCCUGCAUUGUGCGCGCACGUCAACUCGGAAAGGAUGACGGCCCUGUACAUUGCGAUCUUGUACUUGGCCUUCGAUCCGCUUUCAAUCUGGGUGAAGACUUUCUGGGUUCACCAAUCAUCAUGAUGAAUAUUGAGCUGCCAGGCUCUGAAGUCGGCCGCGAACAAACAAGCAACGCUACCUCAUCAAUGGUUGCCAUCACCCGAAAAAUUCGGCAUACAAUUUCCACUGUCAGCGACCCAGCGAAUCUUGCAGAUCAUCUUCAUAGCGCUACGUAUGAGAAGUCUCCUCAGCGUAUAUGGCAGGCAUUUCUUGGCCGGCGUCAUAUCCUGGUGACAACCUGGGCGCGUGCCGGCAUCUACGAUGUCGACUUCGGUCUUGGCUCGCGCAUACGAUACGCGGACGGCAUCGUGCCGAACUUAGACGGUUGUGUUCUCAUCAAAGAAGCACCUCCACCUCCUGGACAGUCCUUUUCUGGAUCUCGGCCGUCUUGGACCGGCAGCGGGGUGGAUAUCUCUGUUCAUAUCUGCACUGAGGACAUGGAGCGAUUGCUCAAGGAUCCUUUGUUACUACCACGUCUUGAUUAG